Messenger RNA from Helobdella robusta, 1416 nucleotides. RefSeq lists its product as hypothetical. The transcript is spliced from 3 exons. The coding region runs from base 1 to 1416 and encodes 471 amino acids. The record is from RefSeq and is a predicted model, not a curated record. Lineage: Eukaryota; Metazoa; Annelida; Clitellata; Rhynchobdellida; Glossiphoniidae.
AUGUACGUGAGGGCCAACCCAUACAUUGAAAUCAUGCUCUUCACAAAGAGCAACAAGACUGCCAACAAAAGCUGCAACAAUAACAACCACAAAAACAUCAUAAAAAACGAAAGCAUGGACCGUAACAACAGCCACAACAACAACACUGACUCCAACAACAACUCAUUAGCUUCGAUGUCGCUCAAUUUUGGCCAGGCUUCAUCAAGUUCAAUCUGUUCUCCGGACUGCAGCAGCAGUCCUGCAUGCACUGAGCGGUCAUUUUGUAGUAGCAGUGGUAACAUCGCAGACAACCAGCAGGCCAACUUGAUGCGUCUCAAUUUCAUGAGGCUGGAUAGCUUCAACAGCGUCAGUGAGGGUUUCAACUUUGUUGAUGACAACAACAUUAACUGCUCCAACAAUAAUAUCAACAGCAACAUUAACUGCUCCAACAUCAGUGUCAACAUCAACAGCCUCGAUCACGUUCGUAACAGCAACACUAAUAAAAACAAUUUCAACGUUUUUUACAACGGUAACAUCAACAACAUCAAUGACAUCAACAUUAACAACAACAUCAACAACAACAUUAUUUACGACAAUAUCAACAUCAACAACAGCAAUAUCUUUAACGACAACAUAUGCAACAGAGAUAACAGCAGCAACAGCAACAACAACUUCAGCAGCAUCAACAACAACAACAUAAAUAACUGUAUGGACAUGUUUGAUGAUUUCUGCAAUGAGAGACAUUCCAUUUUCAGAACCAUCAGCAACAACAAUAGACCUGAAAUCAACAAUCACAUUAAUAAAGAUGACAGUAACAACGACAAUAAUGUGGACAGCAGCCUUUUAAACAACAACAUUACAGAUCAAUUUGUAAACAACUUCAACUAUCCGGAUUUAAACAAUAACAUUUCUGUUUCAAAUCUCAACAUAAACAAUGACGUUAACAGUAUCAAAAGAAACAGCAUUAACAACAUCAACAACAACAUCAACAACAUCAACAACAACAUCAACAACAACAACAAAAUUAACAGCAACAGCAAUAAUAUGGACGUGAGCGACAACAACAAUAUUGAUCCAAAUAUUUUAGAAAAUUUAAUCCACUUUGAUGAGAUGGACUUUUCAAAAAACUUCAACAUAAUUAGAAACAACAACGACAAAAACAUUAACAUCAACAACAACAACAACAUUAGCAUCAUCAACAACGAUAACAGCAACAUCAGCAAUAAUUCUUCUUCGAUUGAAUAUGCAGAACUUGGAGAAAUUGUUGAUGAUCCACAGUUCCACGAGUUUCUAGUGUUUUUAAGUAAUGAUGCUGAUAUUUUGGCCGCAUCAUCACCGGCUUCAACAACAACAAUGACAACAGCAGCCACAUCAACUGUUACAUCAGCAACAAUGACAUCAUCGUCAACAAGCUUUGUUAAACAACAAUUCUUAUAG